Messenger RNA from Limulus polyphemus (Atlantic horseshoe crab), 2797 nucleotides. Its product is annotated as proteolipid protein DM beta-like. NCBI's taxonomy places the organism in Eukaryota, Metazoa, Arthropoda, Merostomata, Xiphosura, Limulidae. The annotation marks the transcript as partial. The record is from RefSeq and is a predicted model, not a curated record. The transcript has 4 exons. Gene Ontology annotation, biological process: neuron projection development. Gene Ontology annotation, cellular component: plasma membrane.
AAUUUUAGACUUGACAAACUUCAGAAUUAUGUUUUUUCCCACCAGUGUUUAGUAAUCACCUACAUUCUUCAGCUGGUGUGGAUGUUAAUCUUGGCAUCUUUGGUGGUUAUCACUUUUGUUUUCCUGGUUAGCUGGGGACUGUGUAACCAUGUGGAGGUUACUGAUGCUCAUAAACAAUGCAUUGAUUUCAGUCACUAUGAUUUCAUGUUUCCACAAGGUACGAGAUACGAAGACUUGAACCUUUGCUCUGAGGGUAAAAUAAAGCAGUUUUGUAAAGAUUAUGUGGAACAAGCUGCAGUCAUGUACUUACUAGCAACAGCAGCAUGUGUACUGGUCAUUGUCAGUUUGGUUCACUAUCUAAUAUGUCUGUCAGCUAACUAUGCCUACGUCAAGGACAAUGGAAAGUUCCGGGACUUACGAGAAUUACAAUACCUGCAGGAAUCAGAGCUUGGCACCCUGCCAAAGGAUAGAUUUUAGGACAUAAGCCAAGAAAUUUUUAGAGGAGGACAUCAUUACAGGAAUCGUAAAUAACAACACAUUUCAAUCUAUUUCACAGGAAUCAUAAAUAACAACACAUUUCAAAACUAUUUCACAGGAAUCGUAAAUAACAACACAUUUCAAAACUCUAUUUCACAGGAAUCGUGAAUAAAUUUUAAAAACCUAUUUCACAGGAAUCAUAAAUAACACAUUUUAAAAAUCUAUUUCACAGGAAUCGUAAAUAAUAACACAUUUUAAAAAUCUAUUUCACAGGAAUCGUAAAUAACAACACAUUUUAAAACCUAUUUCACAGGAAUCGUAAAUAACACAUUUCAAAACUAUUUCACAGGAAUCGUAAAUAACAACACAUUUUAAAAACUCAAUUUCACAGGAAUCGUAAAAUAACAACACAUUUUAAAAACCUAUUUCACAGGAAUCGUAAAUAACAACACGUUUUAAAAAUCUAUUUCAAAUAAAGACAGCACUUGUAAAUCCCAUUUUUCUCUUAUGAAUAAUUCAGAUUUUACUCAUUUACUAAACAAACGUAAUAUUUGUUAUUAACAAAUAUAUAUUCCAGUGGUUUACUAUGGUCAAUUUCCUGUAGUACUUUCUUCUCCAAAAAUUUCUUGGCGAGACCAAAUAAUGUAAAGCUGCUGGACGGUCCCUCUUCAUUGGUUGAAUCUGUACUGAUAAUGUUAAGUGCUUCUAAUAAGGCUAAAGUCUUUGAAAAAAAGCAUGAGAAUGUUUUAACGUUUAGAAUGAGGUGGUACUGUGUGGCAGUUUUGACAUUUUUUUUUUUAUGUGUAUAUGUAUCCAGUUUUUUCUGUGUACAUAUCCUUUUUUUUCUGUGUAUGUCUUUGGAUAUAUCCUGUUUUUUCUAUGUCUUUAUGUAUACCUUGUUCUAUGUCUGUUUAUUGAACCUGUUUUCCCCUACAUAUGUCUGUUAUACUCAGCUUGUCUCUCUACACAUGUAUUACACCCAGCUUUCCCCACAUAUGUGUAUUAUACCCUGCUUUAACUUGUCUGUGUAUAAAAGACUCUUUUUCUUAUACAUAUUCCCAGUGGUUUAAUGCUUAAUUUUAUAGUGUUGGAGCCUUGCCAAAAUUUGUCAGGUGUGUGAUAUCAACGUCAGAGUAAAGAUCUCGUAUUUAAAGCCUAACUUACAUUUUUAUAUAAGGAUAAUAUAUUCAGCACUAAUUAUUUAAGUCUGUUUACAUUAGUAAUAUAUUUAAUAACACAACUCAACUUCGUUUAAAGAAAACAACAACUGGGUACCAUAUUUACAAUACUCAUAGUCUCCUUCAACUUCAGUUUUAGUAAUAAUUGUCUGCAAACAGUAUUAACAACUUUGACUUUUAUAAUACUUUCACACCUCUUAUCCUGCUAACACGAUUAAAAAAAAAAGCAAUCAUUAUUGUGUAAUAUGUAUAAGCAUUUAAAAAAAAGUGUUCAAUUUAAACAAACAAUGUAAUUAUAAAAUGUAUUUUAUUAAGUGUUGUAAUAUCAUAUCCAUGUGUUUAAAGACCAUGUGAUGUAUGAGAAAAACAUUUCACCAUUUUAACAUUCUGCCAUGUACUCUUGAGCUGGAGCAGUCAUACGGUGCCUGAUGCCAGCUCCUGGGGAAAAGUGACAGAGUGUGAGGAGGAUCACAAACAGUCAGAUUAUUUCCCUGACACUCUGUGAGUUUGGUUUUGAAAGACAAUUAAUUUGAGUCUAAAUUGAAUAACAUAUUGUUAGUUUCAGAAAUAUCAAAAUUGGCCCUAAGUUCAGGUGCCAGAGUGGAACUCCAGUUAUACUAAAACUUCUGCAUAUACCUGAGUGCAUAUCGUUUUUCUUUUGCCUAUGCCUGUGUGCAUGUAACUUCUCUCCUGUAUAUGCCUGUUUGUGUAACCUGUUUUUUCUACAUAUGUAUGUGUAUAUAACUUUUUAAACAUAUACUUGUUUAUAUAACCUAAUUGUUUUCACAUAUAUCUGUUUGCAUAACCUGUUUUUACUUUCAAACCUUGUAAAAAAUAUGUUUCUCUAUAGAGUCGCAGCUGCUUUUACCCAAUAACCUAAAUGUUUCUCUGCAGCAUGAGUGACAAUCAACACUGUUAACGCUGUACGCACAGUUCAGCAUUUUAAUGUGCCUUAUAAGUUCUGAUUGAAUAUUUUCAUUAAAUUGUGUUAAUUGUUAACAUUAUAAAACUUGGGAUCAGGAUCUAACAUUACGACUGUUUUGUAUGGUUGAAUUAUGUCUUUCAAGUUGUAUUAAUGGAGUUAUUUUAUGAGACAUUUUUGUUUUUGAGCUAUUAUUUGUACAUGUUAACUUCAGUUUCUC